Molecule: messenger RNA, 1125 nt
Organism: Fonsecaea nubica
Lineage: Eukaryota; Fungi; Ascomycota; Eurotiomycetes; Chaetothyriales; Herpotrichiellaceae
Exons: 1
Coding region: 1-1125 (374 amino acids)
Biological process (GO): transcription by RNA polymerase I
Source: RefSeq, a predicted model, not a curated record
AUGGGCAAAACUUCCCCGGUCGCGCGGGAAAGUGCCCUCAGCGAAGCGAGAAUCUAUGAUUCGAGCGACGAGGCUGAAGGCAGACCUGCUUCGAAGCGGAAAACUCCAAAUUCAAAGUCGAGAUCAUCUCAAUCGGAGACUCUGAAUGGUACCAAGGCUUCGUCGUUGAAACACAGUCGGGAGGUGUUGCCUUCGAAUGCCUCAUCUUCCACAACAGCGUCAGAUAACGAGACCGAUGAAGGAGAAGAAGAAUCGGGCGACGAAGAACGAGAAAGAGUAGAAGACGAGGAUGAGGAGGGUGAAUCAGACCAGGAGUCAGCGUCAAGUUCGAGCUCUUCAUCCAGCCGAAAAAGAACAUCUCCGGGACCCCCAGAGACACCGUCAAACAAGAGGGUCAAACCGACCACAAAACACAAAGUCAGCAUUCCUCCCAAGCCCUUCAGACCUCCUAAAGGCUACGAACCGCUCACGUGGUCGGCAUCGGACUAUGCAUCCGACAUGGAUCUCUUCGACGAUUUGUCCAAUAAACAAAUUUGGCACAUCUCUGUACCCAGUUCAGUCUCCAUCGACUCAAUCAAAGAGCUCGACAUCGAGGCAGUGCUGAGAGGACAACCGAUCCUGAGUCGGAAUGGCGUCGAUUAUGGCAUGAACCCUCUGCCGCCCAAGGACGAAGUCAUCCUCCUGCCUCGCGGCACCGGCGGGAAGUACAAGCUGUGCUCCGGGAAGAUUGAAAGGAGCUUCCACAUGCGGGAGGUCGAUACGACAAAGUCCAAAUCCCAGCCAGAGGCAGGGACGCCGGUGGUCUUCACAGCAACCCAGACUGGCGCACCUAAACAAAUCCGAAAACAGCCCGAAGGACUCAAGAUGCGCUAUGUGCCUUAUGGAGUCUUUCCGUCGCAAGGGGAUGAGCCAGAAGAUGUGGAGAUGCGUGAUACAUUGCAGCUUCCACCCGACGUUGACCACCAGGCACCUUCUUCCCCGGCACAGUCUAGAAAAGCACGACAGAAACAGGCCAAUGGAGAAGCAGGCAACGAAAAGAGUCCGGAGAAGAAGCUGCGGGGUGCAGUCACGCCAGCCUCGAGCGAAAAGAAGAAGAAAAAGAAGCGGAAGCUGGUUGAUGGAUAG